GAUUUAUGAUGCCAUGGAUUCCAUAUGCACAACAGACACAGGCUACCAUCCCCAUGGUUUGAUUAAUCAAGGGGCAACCUGUUAUUUGAACAGUGUGCUGCAGGUGUUCUUCAUGACCAAGGACUUCAGAGAGGCUGUUGAAAGUGAAGUGUUUCCUACUGGUCAAGAACAAGAGACCAUUGAUCACAAGCUUAAAAGGCUGUUUCAAAAAUUAAAAGAAAAAGAAGCUGACACAAAGGACAUUUCUUGGACAUUGGACAUUCAAACCGUAUAUGAGCAACGUGACGCUGCUGAGUUUUUUGAGAAGAUUUUAAACGCGGUCAAGAAUAAUGUGUCUAAGAUCUUCGAAGGACAAUUGUCGCACACUAUCUCCUGUGCAAAUAGUCAUAUUUCCAAUAUUGAACCUGGUCCAUUUUGGGUUCUGCCCCUCUCCAUGGACGUAACCUUAGGCCCUGGUCAAAGCUACAGUGUGAAUGACGGUUUUGAGGAGUUUUUUGAGAAAUCAACUAUCACUGGGGACAAGCUGUACUGUGCUAAAUGCAAUGAAGAAGUGGAAGCAACAACUGCAUGUAAGAUGGUACAUCACCCAGAGAUUCUGACUCUGCUACUCAAGAGGUUUGAGUUUGACUACCAUAGGAUGACAUAUGUCAAAAUCAACUGCUCUGUGGACGUUCCUCACAAAUUACAGACAGAGAAUGGGGCAUAUGAACUCUAUGCAAUUGUGGACCAUGAAGGAAGUCUAAGAAGUGGACAUUACACUGCUACAAUCAGGUCCUAUGAGGAUCAGAAGUGGUAUUUGUUUAAUGACAGCAACGUAAGCCUGAUCGCAUUGGAACCAAACUUAAGGUAA
Molecule: messenger RNA, 850 nt
Organism: Oncorhynchus mykiss (rainbow trout)
Lineage: Eukaryota; Metazoa; Chordata; Actinopteri; Salmoniformes; Salmonidae
Source: RefSeq, a predicted model, not a curated record